Molecule: messenger RNA, 1107 nt
Organism: Carlito syrichta (Philippine tarsier)
Lineage: Eukaryota; Metazoa; Chordata; Mammalia; Primates; Tarsiidae
Product: general transcription factor II-I-like
Cellular component (GO): nucleus
Source: RefSeq, a predicted model, not a curated record
AUGACCCAAGUGGCAAUGUCUACCCUGCCCGUUGAAGAUGAUGAGUCCUCAGAGACGUUUCUCAUGUCUGCUCUUGAGUCCAUGUGUAAAGAACUGGCCAAGUCUAAGGCAAAAGUGGCCUGCAUUGCAGUGUAUGAAACGGAUGUGUUUGUUGUUGGAACCGAAAGAGGACAUGCUUUUGUCAAUACCAGAAAGGAUUUUCAAAAAGAUUUUGUAAAAUACUGUGUUGAAGAAGAAGAAAAGGCUGCAGAGAUGCGUAAAAUGAAAUCUACAACUCAGGGGAAUCAAAUGAGUGUAGAUGCUGUAGAAAUUGAAACACUCAGAAAAACAGUUGAGGACUAUUUCUGCUUUUGCUAUGGGAAAGCUUUAAGCAAAUCUGAAACAGUUCCCGUAUCAUUUGAGAAGAUGCUACGAGACCAGUUGGCUGUGAUAGUGCAGGGGCUUCCAGAAGGGGUUACCUUUAAACACCCUGAAAAUUAUGAUCUUGCAACCCUGAAACGGAUUUUGGAGAACAAAGCAGGGAUUUCAUUUAUCAAUAAGAGACCCUUCCUAGAGCCAAAGAAGCAUCUAGGUGGUUGCGUGAUGGUAACCGCUGCUGACAGGUCAAUAUUGUCUCCACAUGGAAGUUGUGGCCCCGUCAAAGUGAAAACUGAGCCCACAGAAGAUUCUGGCAUUUCCCUGGAAAUGGCAGCUGUGACAGUAAAGGAAGAGUCAGAAGAUCCUGAUUAUUAUCAAUAUAACAUUCAAGGAAGCCAUCAUUCUUCAGAGGGCAAUGAAGGAACAGAAAUGGAAGUACCAGCAGAAGAUGAUGAUUAUUCUUCACCUUCUAAGAGACCAAAGACCAAUGAGCCGCCACAGCCACCAGUUAUGGAAACUGCCAAUGCUGGAAAGCAAAAAAUGAGAGAGUUCAACUUUGAGAAAUGGAAUGCUCGAAUCACUGAUCUAUGUAAACAAGUCGAAGAAUUGUUUGAAUGAAAAUAUGCUCAAGCUAUAAAAGCCAAAGGCCCGGUGAUGAUCCCAUACCCUCUUUUCCAGUCUCAUGUUGAAGAUCUUUAUGUAGAAGGACUUCCUGAAGGGAUUCCUUUUAGAAGGCCAUCUACUUAUGGC